AUGGGUUCUCUCCUCCAGGGCCUGCAAAGGCUCUACUCUCUCGACACGCUCGACACUCGUUUAACCACCUCAUUCACCACCCCAAUCAAAUACACUGCUCAAGACACACAACAACAACCUUCUACCGCGCGAGAUCCCACCGCAGGCAAAGAUGCUCGAGCACAAGAGAUAGCUUCCAAUGCUCAACCGUCAAAAUGGAAUACGCCGGAAUUUUAUUUUUAUUAUUUUGUGUUUAUCACUGUGGUGCCGAUGAUGUUCAAGACGGUUAUCGAUAUUUCGCAGCCAGAUCAUCCUGCGUAUGCGAUUUAUGCUGAUUUAUUAUCCCCGGGAUGGAUUCCGGGACGGAAAGUCGACAAUUCCGACGCUCAAUACGCCAGCUUUCGCGACAAUAUUCUAUACCUUUUCUUACUCUUGAUCGUACACCCUCUCCUCCGUCGAGUAUACAAUUACUUCAAUUCCAUCAGUGCGUCAACAAACGAAGGACGCAAAUCUGCCGGAGAUGCCCGAGUCAAACAACGAACUAUCUUUGAUUUCAAUUUUGCGAUUUUGUUCCUCAUGGGUCUUCACGGAAUAUCCAUAGUCAAGAUCUUGCUCAUCUUGUUCGUCAACUAUAAAAUCGUCAAGGGGCUUCCGCGGGCGUACAUUCCAGCGGCGACAUGGAUAUUCAAUCUGAUAGUGUUAUUUGCUAAUGAGCUGUGCGAUGGAUAUCCAUUAGCGAGCAUUGCGAGAUUUUUCGUUUCAUCGGAAGUCGCUGCGGCCAAGGGUGUUCCCACGCUGGUAGCGUGGGCGGAGUUUCUAGAUGGAUUUGGAGGAUUGAUGCCUCGAUGGCAGAUUUCAUUCAAAUUCACCAUCUUGCGAUUGAUAAGUUUUAAUAUGGACUACUACUGGAGCCUGGGUUAUCCUUCCGACAGUCCUAUCGAGAAGAAACAAAUCGAUCCCGCAUCGCUGUCCGAACGGGAUCGUCUUACAAUACCGGCUGACCUCUCGUCAUAUAAUGGAUUGUAUUACGCUGCCUAUGUGUUGUACUCUCCUCUUUAUCUCGCCGGACCCAUCGUUACUUUCAACGACUACAUUUCCCAGCAGCGAUAUCCCUCACCAGCUCUGACACCAACUCGUAACCUCUUAUACGGAAUCCGCUUCUGCCUGACUUUACUGUGUAUGGAGCUCAUUCUCCACUUCAUCUACGCAGUAGCCAUUUCCAAGUCAACCAGCGACUGGUCAAUCUAUACACCCGGUCAACUCAGCAUGCUGAGCUACUUCAAUCUGAAUAUCAUCUGGCUGAAACUUCUGAUACCCUGGCGAUUCUUUCGUCUGUGGGCUCUUCUCGACGGCGUCGAUCCACCCGAGAACAUGGUUCGAUGCAUGUCAAAUAAUUAUUCUGCGUUGGCAUUUUGGCGCUCAUGGCAUCGAUCAUAUCAUCUCUGGGUUGUGCGAUAUUUAUACGUCCCAUUAGGCGGCCGCCGCGAUCGUCGUCAACCGUCACCAUCUUCAUCUGCAUCCAAAUCGACCACUAAAACUCCAUCAACCUUCUUAUCCAGAGCACGCGGCAUCUUCAAUCAACUAAUAGUCUUCACUUUCGUCGCCGUCUGGCACGAUAUAAAUCUUCGUCUUCUCAUGUGGGGAUGGCUAAUCACAUUCUUCGUCCUACCCGAAGUCAUCGCUACUUUACUCUUCCCAGCUUCUCGCUGGCGGUCUCAUCCAGACCUGUACCGAAUCAUCUGCGGCAUUGGUGCAGUAGGUAAUAUUAUCCCAAUGAUGGCGGCGCAUCUUAUCGGAUUUGCGAUUGGACUGGAUGGAUUGAAGGGUUUGUUGGCGGGGAUAUUUGGAUCGUGGACGGGGUUGGCAUUUAUGCUUGGUGCUUGUGGCGCAUUGUUUGUUGGUGUUCAGGUUAUGUUUGAGAUUAGAGAGGGGGAGAAGAGAAGGGGGAUCAAGUUGAGUUAUUGA
Talaromyces stipitatus ATCC 10500 is the source of this 1944-nucleotide messenger RNA. Its product is annotated as glycerol:H symporter (Gup1), putative. The transcript has 3 exons. Gene Ontology annotation, biological process: GPI anchor biosynthetic process. Gene Ontology annotation, cellular component: endoplasmic reticulum. The record is from RefSeq and is a predicted model, not a curated record. The coding region runs from base 1 to 1944 and encodes 647 amino acids. NCBI's taxonomy places the organism in Eukaryota, Fungi, Ascomycota, Eurotiomycetes, Eurotiales, Trichocomaceae.